CCACCGCGAGCAACAAUAAGUAUCAGCGAAGUAAAACUCAGCUUGUGCGCGAAAUUACCUUCAAUCAAAUUAAUAAAUCCACUAAACGGCAGAGAGAUCGUGUUAAUAUUAGACUCAGGAGCAGGACCGAACUUAUUAAAAGAAAGCGAAUGCAUAGAAAGCGUCAAAAUUAAUAAAAAAGCUAUAAUUAAAUUAAGAGGCAUCACAGCAGGAGUAACGCAGACGCUCGGCACACUCACAUUAUACUUCGCGCAUUUUAAAAUAGAAUUUCAUUUGGUGAACAACGAUUUUCCAAUAAAAGAAAACGGACUGUUGGGGUGCGACUUUUUCGCACAAUCGGGAGCAAGUAUCGAUUACAAAAAUAAUUGCUUAAAAAUCGGAGAACAUAUGAUCGCGUUCACUAAUGAGGUAUAAGGGAAGAAAUCACGGAAAUCGAGUUGAGCGAAAAAACAGAGACCGAACACAAAGAAACGGAACAGAGCGCGCUAAUAACAAAAAAUUCAAAUCAAAUUACUCUAGGGGGGAUAAAAAAUCUAAAUCAAGGAGAAAAUAGAGAGAAUAUUCUAAAUCAAGGGCGAAAUCAAGGAAAACAAGGAGCUAAAUCAAGAAAAAAAUCGAGACAAAAUCGGCGAAAUAAAAAAUCUAAAUCAAGGAGAAAAUCGACAUGAUAUCGGCGAAACCAAUAAUCGGAGUCAAGGGUGAAUUCAAGUCAAAAUUGAGAAUAGCAAAAAUCUAAAUCACGCAAGUCGAAAUCGGAAAAAAUAAAAAUCGAAAUCAAGAGCAAAAGCAAGUCGAAAUCGGAAAAGAUAAAAAUCAAGAACAAAAGCAAGUCGAAAUUGGAGAAGAUAAAAAUCGCAAUCAAGAACGAAUUCGGGACAAAAUCAGCGAAAACGAAAAUCAAAAUCGAGAACAAAAUCGGGAGCUAAUCCGAGAACAAAAUCAGGCGAGAAUCAAGGGACUAAAUCCGGAAGAAAAACUAAAUCAGGAACGAAAUCAUGGCACAGCCAAAAAUCUAAAUCGAAGUGAGGACGAAGUAAAAAAUUAAACGAACUUGAGAAGACGAGGAGAGAAAAUUCAACAGAAAAAGAAAAUGUGUUUAAAAAACUGGAAGCAAUCUUGAGAGACACGGAACGGAUCAUAAAAAAAGAGGUGCAGAUAGAGGAGAUUAUUUUUAAUAUGCACACUAAAGCAAUAAGCGUAAUCCUAAGCCUCAACAGCCUAACCGGGUACAGCUCGGUAUGUACAAGGGUAGCACUAGAAAAUAUAUUGGACGCAAUUAGGCUGGGCACCUGUCUAGAGGCGAAAUUUCACGGUAUUUUCGAAACGGCGCACGAGCAACUGUCAAAAACGCGGAGGGGCAGAACGAACGGGUAGAAGCAUGCGUAUACUGUCAACCCGUCCCGACCAUAAAUAAUGACAGGAUAAAGUGACCGAGCAACUACGCUUGGAGCAUAUUUCCUAAGGAGAAAAAACCAGGGUAUGGAGGUUAUUGGAAGAAUUCCACGACAUAUUUCAUGUAGAAGGGGAAAAACUGUCAAAAACACCGCUACUUAAAUUAACAAUACCUACAGUCGACGAGGUACCGGUAUCGACUAAGCCUUAUCGACGCUCACCCGAGGAGAGAGAAGAAUAGGAAAGACAAAUAGCAGAACUACUCAAGGACGGCAUUAUCGAAAAAUCCACGUCAUCUUUUUGCAGCCCGUGCUUUCUAGUUCCAAAAAAGCCUGACUCCAAAGGCGUUGUUAAAUUCAGACUAGUUAUCGAUUACAGUAAAGUCAAUGCUAAAACACUGAAUGAUCAAUAUCCAAUGCAAAAUAUACUUGACAUCCUCGAUCAACUCGGGUGAGCCAAAUAUUUUUCGGUUUUCGAUUUGAAGUCGGGUCAUCACCAAAUAGAAAUAGCAGAAGAGUACAGGCACAAAACGGCAUUUGCUACGCAGAGCGGACUAUAUCAUUUUACGCACGGCAGUUUCGGUCUACGCACAAUGCUGGCGACAUUUUCGCGCGCGCUUGCAAUAGCACUGGCAGGCCUUACAGGUAGCGAACUCUUCAUUUACAUGGACGACAUAAUAGUACAUUCGGAUUCAUUAGAGCAACAUUUAGAACGAAUCAGGCACUUGCUCGUAAGAUUAAGAGAACACGUAUUAAAAUUACAGGCAGAUAAAUGCGAAUUUUUAAAGAAAGAGGUAGCGUAUCUCGGACACAUAAUCUUGGAAGCGGGUGUAAAACCGAACCCUAGGAAAAUAGAAGCUGUAAAAGAAUAUCCCGCUUCUUGCAAUAAAAAGAAUAUAAAACAGUUCUUGGGCUUUGUGGGCUACUACAGGAGGUUCAUUGACAAAUUUGCAAAUAUAGCAGUACCGUUAACAGAAAUGCUGAAAAACGACGCAGCAUUUGUAUGGACCGAAAAAGCACAGAAGGCGUUCGAAAUUCUGCGCGAUAAACUGUGCGAAGAACCUAUUUUAACAUUCCCGGAUUUUAAUAAACCUUUCACGCUAGUAACUGACUCGUCGCGCUAGUAUCGGCAAUCAAACAUUUCCGGCCGUACCUAUUUGGGAGACGUUUUGACUUGAUAACGGAUAAUAUAGCGCUUCAAUGGCUGCGCACUCAUAGGGACCCGAAUUCGCGAGUUAACAGAUGGAGAUUAUUACUCGUGGAAUUCGAAUUUAACAUAAUCUGUAAACCAGGAAAAACGAACAUAGCUGACGCGCUUUAAAGAAACCCGGUAGAAAGGGUUAUAAAUAUAGUGGCGGCGGAAGAUAUAAACCAGUCACAGAGAGACAAAUCGGCGGACGACGCGGCAGGAGGCAAACCAGCCCGCGGUAAAGACACCGCGCCAACGCACACAAUGCAGACGCGCGGUCGAGGCGGAAGACUACAGGGGACAAAAUAUAAAGAAGCAAUAGCAGCCCUAGCACCAAGAAAACGCAGGCCAAAAGAAAACCGCUCAAAAGAACGGGUAGAAAAAGAUAUUUCAGGAGAAAGUCAGGAAGAAAGCCCGGAGAUAAAGCAAACCACCGUGAAGGGUCAGAACGAUGACGAGCAGCUGGGAUCGGAGGAACUCAGAAUCGAGACAACGGGGACGCGACAGGACUCAAACGAGGGGGAGGUACAAUCGGAGAGCGACAUUAGGGAAACGCAACAGGGGACCGAUGAGAGUGAAAGCGGCGACCCGGGAGAAGGGGCGGAACCCCUGAACACGACUAAAAAUGGAAGCCAACGGGAUACUCAAAACUCAGAGGAAGCCAUUACGUGCCGAGAACAAAUGUUUAUGCGGAAAGACAACUUCAUGUAAUUUAUCUCAACAAAGGGAGAGCCUUGCGAUGAAGAGUCAAGACAAUUGAAAAUUAUGGGAAAAUUAUCGAUGUUCACGCGAUUACAGAUCGGGAUUCCAGCGUCGAUACGCGUAAAUAAUAAAACGCAUAUAGCGCUUUCACUACGAGAUGAGGCGCGAAUCGGGCCGACCCUGAUACGACACAACAUCGAGAUUUUGUGCACCAAUCUAACACGAUUUCUAAAACAAGUAGACUUAAAAUCAAUAAGUAUAGCAAAAACAGAAAGAAUCGAAGAAUUGGAAUGGCUCCAUUCGCUCGCUCGCACACUAAACUGAUAAUUUGUUUGGGACUUAUAAAAUAUCCAUUGGCGGAGGAUCGCGAAACGAUAAUAAAAGCGGCGCACGCGUCAAUAAUCGGGGGACACCGCGGCGUGACAAAAACUUAUAAAAGAAUUAAACAAAACUAUUAUUGGGAAAAUUUAAAGGAAGAAAUACAAGCUUUUGUGCGAAAAUGUUUAGACUGUCAAUUAAAGAAAUUAGUUAGAAUAAAAACAAAACUUCCUAUGGUUAUCACGGACACACCAACAGUAAGCAUGGAAAAAUUAGCCAUGGACGUUGUAGGCCCUCUACCUCCUACGGAUAGUGGCAACGAGUACGUACUAACGUUUCAAGAUAAUCUGAUAAAAUUCGCGAUAGCAGAACCAUUGGGAGACAUUACGGCAGCAACGGUCGCGAACGUACUAAUACGGAAGGUCAUUUGUGUUUUUGGAGCACCGAGAGUAAUAUUAACGGACCAAGGAACAAAUUUUCUUAGCAAACUAAUGAAACGAUUUAGAAUUAAAUAAGUAAAAACGACAGCGUUUCACCCGCAGUCGAACGGGUCACUCGAACGCUCGCAUUCCAACUUGAUGGAAUACGUGAAAUUUUUCGUGCAAAAGAACAAAAGAGACUGGGACGAGUAUAUAGACUUAUCGACAUUUAAUUUUAACACCAGUGUUAGUGAGGCCACUUGGCACACGCCGUUCGAGCUCGUAUUCGGAAGAUUAGCUCGCACGCCGGAAGAAGGCGAACUUGAAGAGGAAGAUUUACUACCGACCUUUAAUGGUUAUAUGAGGGAGCUGGUGACUCGGCUUCAGUAAUCUCCAAGCGACGGCGAAAGAAAACUCGAUUAAAGCGAAGGAAAGGGCUAAACAAUAUUAUGACAGACGAGUAAACAUUAAAACGCUGUAAAUCGGAAAUCACGUGUGGCUAUUAAGCGGGCCGAAACCGCAUAAAUUCGAGGAUCAAUAUAAAGGACAAUAUACGUAUGUCGCAUAUAGAAAAUAAAAAUGAUAAGGCUAAGUAGAAUUAGAACCACGACAUAGUUGUAUGCACCUCGCAAGUAAUGCAUGAAAAGCACAGUAAAAUUCAUCCACAUUCAGCGCAAACCAUAACAAAAUCAAACACGCUAUACACGCGCAAGCCGUUCCUGCAAACAACAAGCAUGCAUGCUAUUCAUUUUACGUAAAUGUAAUAAAAAAAAACAAGCACGUCGUUUAAUGAACCAAUUACAAUGAUUACAGAUGAUAAACAUUUGGAUUUUGUGGCUAACAGCAAUUUCUCAACUUUUCAUCGAGGAUGCCGCGAUAAUAGCAUACGACUGUUCGCAGCAAGUCUCUAAUUUAACAACUUUCUCGCUAAUUAACGUCGGAGAAUGCGACAUAGAAAUGCCGGCAGUAAACACAACGCGAGUAUUCGUAAAACUAUUGCAACUAAAUGAAUUUACGAACACGCACGUAAGAUUCUGUAAAGUAGAAAUAAAGAGAACGGCAAGAACCUGCGGCGCAUUUUCGCACUCAAGCGACGUGUUUAGAGGAGAGGUCAAGUUCCUCGACGAGAUAACGGGAGAAGAGUGCAAAACAAUGCAUAGGCAUCGAACGCACAAAUUUCGCGAUGAGAUGAUUACUAACUUAAAAAUAAACGCGACUACGAUGCACCCGAUGACCUUCGCGGGAAAAAUAGAUCACGCAGGGAAUUGCGAACAAGCAGGCACGUACAUGGACCCAUACGGGGUAUACGACAAAGUAGUGAUUUCAGGAUACCUUAAAAUAACGUUAAAAGAAUACGAAGCAUCAGUUAAUUUAAAUACGAAUGAGAUAGUUUUGAGGUCAGGAACGAGGUGCACACUCACACAAGACCAAUGUAUAAAGGACGGAUACGCGUUUUGGGACCCGGUACCCCCAACGACAUGCGAGUUCAAUAAAUACGCGGAGUUAUACGCAGGCGAAGUAAAUAAAGUUACGGGCGAAGGAAACGCGCAAAGACCGGUGUAUAUUAUGGAAUCAUCGCAAGUCACGUUCGCGUUCACAGCGGUCGGCACAGUAAACGUAUGCGGAUAUGACCUUGUACGUACACAGCACCCAAAAUUAUUAUUUUUAGAAGGUCUGCAAACAGAAUACUUUCGAACUGUAAAAGAUCCGUCAGUAAAUAAUUUGGACAUAUUCGCGUAUGUAAAUUCGAGAGUAAUAGCAAACGCGCUCAGCAUCGCAGCAGCGGCACCGGAUUUAUUCGCGUAUCAAAUCACUAAAAAGAGCGGCUACAUAGGGUUAGUUGCGGGCGAAUUAGUACACUUAAAGAAAUGCGUGCAAGUGGAAGUACACCGGAGAGAAGAAAGCACUUGUUAUCAGGAACUACCUGUAAUGAAGACUUUACUCUACUAUGCCAUACACAGACUCCCUGGUGGAUUGACAUCGGGUCUUUUUGCCCCUUAUGCCGUCAGUCACACCACACUCCUCCGACCAUCGGGAGUACUAUCGUGAUUAUGACAGGCUAAGAUUUCGUCUUUGAUUCCUGGUCCCCUGUUGUUCGGGAGUCCUUCCCCAACUCCUGGAUUUAAUGUCACCACGAGUCCUGGGAGGAUCACACGGUCUGGAGGAUCUGCUCGAUCUGCCGUUGCCGCCUUGAUCAUCCACCCCACAUGAUGCGUCUCCGGGGCAAGGGUAACUGGAUUCGCAUUCCCGGCAGCAAGUGCUGUCCAGCGAUGAGCGACGCCGACUUAUUUUAAGAUUUUGUAAUUGCGUUCUGCGUGCGAUACUUUGUCAUAAUGUUUUCUAUACUGCGUGCUAUGCUUAUUGUCCGUAUUUCGUAUGAAUCUGUGUGUUAGAGUGUCGUUUUUUUGCAUUUUUAUGUACUCAUAUGUAUUUGUUUUUGUG
Messenger RNA from Nasonia vitripennis (jewel wasp), 6461 nucleotides. RefSeq lists its product as uncharacterized. Bases 4833 to 6068 code for a protein of 411 amino acids. The record is from RefSeq and is a predicted model, not a curated record. The transcript is spliced from 3 exons. Lineage: Eukaryota; Metazoa; Arthropoda; Insecta; Hymenoptera; Pteromalidae.